GCUGUCAGCGCUGCGGCCGGAAUGGAGGUGAAAUGACACGGCGCAGACCGGCGCUGCGCAGCGUGGGUGCGCAGAAACCCUCCUGGCGUCGUCCGAUCAGGGAGGAGGAGGAGAGAAGGACCCUCGGAGUCUGACCAAUAAGGCGCACAUUGCAGCUUCGCCCCUCUGCACAUGUCAGAUGUCGUCAUCGGGAAAACACCAUCGUGCUGCCUCGGAUCCUGAGCAUCCCUGAGGAGAGGGGAAAAUGGAUGAGCUCAGGCUGGGAGUCCGGACCGAUGCGGCAACAUCAGCAUUCAAGCAACUUGAUGGAGAAAAAUAAAGGAAUCCCUUUAAGAUGACACGUACAGACCCGCCUGACAUACUGGUAUCAACUGUGCAUCAAGAUAUAAAAGUGAUUCCCAUUUCUUCCCUCUACAAGUCCUUGCACCUGUCCAAACGAUGUAAUUCAAUAAAUUACAACACACUGGAGGACAGUAAGAGCAUAUUCAGUAAGAGGCACUGCCGAACCUUUGACAUGAAGUCUCCAUACAGAAGGGCUGACAGGCAGGCUUCCAAUCCAGAUGUUGCCUGGAAUGCCUUGGGCCGUCAGCAGAAAUAUCGCUUUUCUGCCCCUGACAUUUUCAGUCAUAGAUCAACUCCUCAAUCAGUGGAAGCAGAUAUGACAAGUGAAGUAGUUGUCCCUGAGCACAAAAGAAGGACCAGGUCAAAAAGUGCCUCUCGAGUCCAGACCAGCCUCACUCCUGUGUCUUUUGAAGGACCAUCGUCUUCAGGAAGGAAAGGACGAGAGUCCCAAAGGGCUCCAAGAGACUCUCGCUGGAGACCUGAAGUAUCACCGCGUAGGGAGCCAUCCUAUGCAGCAUCAAGGGCUCAUUUGCAUGAAGUACAUCCAAUUAAGUUGCAGCCUCAAAUUGAUGACAGCAGCAGAUAUUCCCCACACUAUGCUUCAGAUAAAUUUGAGGAUGGAAGUCUGGAUAAACCAGCGACUAGCCCUCACGUUAGGUGUCGAGUAGACAUUAAGCCUGAUGCAUCACACCAUUCAGGACAGAAACAGACUACAACACCAGUGGACAUACCCUGGCAGAGACAACACAGUGGGGGGAGGAGUCUGACUGUGCCACGUCAUUUCUCCUAUUCUAGGACCCCAACCCCCACUGAUUCAAUGGGUGCAGAAAGUAGGCAAGCUUAUCAAUAUUCUCGCAGCGUGCCAAAUAGUCACUUGCAACACAUGGAGCAUCCCUUACAAAGAAUGACUUCUUCGGGUGACUAUUAUGGUAGGGAACCCCGAGCUCACUCCAGUCCUAAUGUGCCAACCAAGUUCUUUUAUGCAGAUGAUGCAGGAAGGUAUGUUACGACAGCUCCUCCACAGCCAAGUUCUUAUUUUCAUGAUGAACGUUACACUCCAGGACAACCAUAUACUCCAAAAGUGCAAUAUGUGCAAGAUCCAAGGACUCGAAUGGUGCAUGCUGUAGCUACAAGACCUUAUUACCCUGAAAUGGAGCCCUAUGGGUACUCUGUGCAGACAGGGUACCCCAGACAAUAUGCAGCAAAUGAACCGGGUCCAUAUAUUAUUAGGACACCCCCGGCAAGAAUAGUUUAUGGUGAUGAUCCAAGAGCUUAUCAAAUUCAGACUGCACCACCAAGGUUUUAUUAUUCCAGUGACAUGUAUGCAGUGCCACCAGAACACCACGUCCCAGCAAGAGCAUAUUACACUGAGGGCCGAAGACACGCUAGAGUUGUUCAGCCACAAACGGAUGACUGGUAUGGCUCUGAUGCAUCUGGUUAUUCCACCAAUCCAGCCUCUUACGUUUCUCAAGUGACUCCAACUAGAGUCCGGCAAGAGCCUGUGCUCACGCCGUGGUAUACCAGCCCAUGUGUUGAACCUCAAAGAAUAGGCACAGAUUCCAAAUCUUAUUCAAGGUCUUGGGACAAUAUUCUCAACUCACGGGUAGAAAGAGAACAACCUCUCCCUGUGCAGAGAGGUCAAAGCUAUGAUGAUCUUCUUGACUCUAGGAAGCCUUCCUCAACCAAGGGUGAUAAACCGCAACCAGUGGUCGUCAAUCUUUCUAGUUCACCAAGACGCUACGCAGCUUUAUCAGUAUCCGAUAAUUCACUCAUUGACAAAAGCCCAACAGAAACAUCAAAAAGUACUACCAGUAAGCUCUGGUUUGUCACUCCUGAGAUAACAAUCACUGAUAAUGACAUUAGGACAGGGAAUCUUAGCAAGGUUGAAGGACGGUCAGCAAGUUGGGAUAUUCUUGAUUCCAGAAGUACAGAGGGUCCAGAAAUGCAGCAUGAUUUUGAAAGCUCAACCAAAGAAAAGACACAUGACAAUGCCUCGCUUCAGCAAAGUCUUGAGCAGCUUGAUGAGCUCUUAGCAGACCUUGUGACUGACUACAAGCCCCCCAGCAGAAGGGCAAGUGAGGACAUUCUGGACCAACUAAAGAAGUUAAUUGAUGAAGAAGAAGCCAUGUCUCUGUCCAGAAAAAGCUCAAAGACAGGUGCAGAGGAACCACCUCCCUUGGACAAGCAGCCAACUUCAAUCAAAAUGAAUCCAGAUGCUUUUCGAGAAAUGGAUGGAGCAAGUGAUGCAAUGAAAACUGCAGAAGAGUGUUCUCCAGAUCAGAGCCCAGAUGAGGAUGAUACAAUGAUGUGCUCUAACAACAAAUGCAGAAGAACAGAGACCUUAUUCAAUGCUUGUCUAUAUUUUAAAUCCUGCCACAGCUGUUACACCUACUACUGUUCUCGGAACUGUCGCAGAGAGGAUUGGGACAUUCAUAAAGAAAGCUGCUUGUAUGGAAGAAUAGGAAGCACAUGCCGCCACAUCAUAAAACACUGCCGGGAGACUGUUGAAGUCCACAAAGCCUUUUCCCGUAUUGCCAAGGUUGGCUACCUUUCUCGAGGUAGGGGGGUUCUCUUCCUUGGUUUUCCAAACCCUGCAUCCUCCAGUAACUUUCUGCAGUAUGGCCUGGAUAGUUUACCCAUGUCUCCUACAUAUCUGUCCCUCAGAGAGCUUGAAAGCUUCAAGGACAAUCUGGGUGAAUACUGUAAGGAGCUGCAAGAAGCUGGUAAAGAAUAUGACCCAAAUGAAUGUUUCAUCUUGAAUGUAUCCAUUGCUGUGGGUGAGCAGCUGCCCGAUGGGCCAUCCCCAAGAAAUCAAGCUCCAACAGUUAGAAAAUAUGCAAAGGUCGCAUUGGCUUCCUUUAGCCCAGAAACAAAGGUUCACAAAAAAGAGAGUGACAUGGAAACACUAAUUCUUACUCCACCCCCCGGAACAGCUGAUAUCGACAAGGAGGGAGAGGAAGGUCGGAAGGCUAGAGAAAUCUGCUUCAUCAAUAUACAACGAGAGUUAAGAAUGCGAGGAGUAUUUUUACGCCACGAAUACCCACAGGUGUAUCAGCAGCUCUGUGACUUUGUGGAAAAGAACAGAAGAUUCACGCCUACAACUAUAUAUCCAAUUAAUAAGCAGACUGGUAAACAGUUUAUGUGCAUGAUUAUGGCUGCCUCAGAGCCCAGGACGUUGGACUGGGUUGGCACUCCACACCUCCUCGAUGACAUUAUUUAGGUGCACUUUUUGUUAUGAAUAUAUAUGUAUGUGUAUAGAAAUACAUAUAUAUUGAUGCACAUAUUUAUAAAUUGAUCCAGUUACAGACAUUUGUAGAUAAGUAUUUUUUAACAAAAUGAUAUACAUUCAUGUCCGCUUGGUCAGUAUUAUUCUUUAUCAAACUAUUUCUUAUCGUGCAGAAUAAGUACAACAUAUAAGGAAUUUAUUUUAGUCUGAAAGCAAAUACUUUAAUUUUACCACAAGUCUUUUGUGGUUAAAUACUGUUACAAGACAUUCCCUUUGGUUGGGAUUACCUAAACUCGUACUGGUGUUUUGAUUAUCUCAGAUUAGUAAAACCGAAUAUUCUUUUAAUCUUAACAUUUUACAUGAUACAUCUGUGAGUACAACAUGAAUAUUUUCAUAUGUGAAUUCAAUGGUUUAUCAUGCAGGUAAUACGAAACAUUAUUUUCUUAGCUACGCAAAUACUUUCUAUGCAAAGUUGUUUUAUGAGUUAAGUACCACAUUCCUGCAGAUGGAGUAGCUUCUAUAAUAUAUAAUGUAAUACUUAAAUAUAUAUUAUCAUGUGAUAGAUCUAUAAAGAGAAUUGUCAAAACAGCGAGGAAACAGAACUUUUGGUGGCCGUGUAAGCUGUCAUUAUAGGACAGCAGUGAUGGCUGAGAAGAGACAAUUGUGCAACUUGAAACAUCUAAAUAAAUAGGCACAAUUUUUAUGUACCUUUACUGAGAAUAAUCCCCUGUCUAAUAGCAUACUUCUGGGGUAAACAAAGGUUAUUUCAGUACAUUUAGCUUUUCUGCACAGCAGAAUUACUGUAGUACUGACCUUAAAAAUUUCCAAGAUGGAAAUGAAAAUGGUGCCAGAUACAAGCCCCACUUUUGGUGUUGGCCUGUACUGUUCAGUUUUAAACACUGUGAAUAGUAAAAUAUAUGUAGUACAAAAAAUAAAACUUGGUGAAAAAAAAACAACAAAUAAUGCAACUUCAUUGAAGAUGGAAGUUUAUGAGUUGUCCUUUUAGGAAUAUUUACAAGUCAAGCUAUAGGAGUUAUUGUUUUUAGAACAAAGUGAGCCAUCUUUGGCACAAUAUCUAUGUUAGGCUACAAAAAUACUUAAAAAUAAAGUUAGAUGUGUAUUUGUGGUAAUCUAGGUUUAUUAUAUGUAUGAUGUCUUCUUUUUUUCUUUUUUUCUUUUUUGGAUUUUAGCAAAUCAAAGUUCUUUUGCUUAUUGGAAACAAAAAAAUUUGAACAUUUAUGAAUGCAUUUUAGCCAUUUUGCCUCAUCCUGUUUUUUAAGGUAUUAUAUCUUUUGACUUUGUAUUUGUAGCAUCCUAAAUCUCAAUUUCCCUGACAGUAAAGUGAUUACAUUUUAAAAUUUCCAGUUGAGUUUUAAAAAGGGUUUAGCUAGAAUAUACUGAAUGUUUGGAAUGCUAAAGUCACGUCUAUAUUUAUAAAUUGUCCUGACACCUGCCUGACUAUAUCUGGAAGAUGUAAAUUUGUUAAUCAGACUGAUCAAUUUGUUGUCUUUUAGUACUAUCUUCUUGUCAUAUAAACUUUUUCCAAAGUUAUAAAGACAAAGUCCGAUGAAACGAAGCUUUUAAUGAAAAAAUAAAUAAAUAAAAUACAACAGUUUCACACUUGUGAUUGGCUGAGAGGACGUGUUGUACAGAUGCCCUGAUAAGUUGGCUGGCUGCAUGUGUUUCUGUUUUCUCUCAUUUUAACAUGACAUUGAUAGUAACUUGCUUGAUGAAUGGGCUUGUGAAAGUGAACAUUAUGCUGUGUAAGAUAAAAAAAGUACAUUUUUCAUUUUUGUUACUUAUGUUUAAAUAAUAUGUCAAAAGCAACGCAUAAGAGACCUCACUAAAAUGUUUAGAAAAUUCUGUAAUCUUGUAUUUUUUAUACUUUCAACAUAUGUGUGUGUGUAUUUAUAAACCAUGUCCAAUAAAUGGAAUGGAAAAUA
Messenger RNA from Austrofundulus limnaeus, 5511 nucleotides. It is a transcript of the gene ajm1, whose product is annotated as apical junction component 1 homolog. The record is from RefSeq and is a predicted model, not a curated record. The transcript is spliced from 2 exons. Bases 335 to 3562 code for a protein of 1075 amino acids. NCBI's taxonomy places the organism in Eukaryota, Metazoa, Chordata, Actinopteri, Cyprinodontiformes, Rivulidae. Gene Ontology annotation, biological process: cell-cell junction organization. Gene Ontology annotation, cellular component: plasma membrane; apical junction complex.